AAAAAAACCCUUUCUCGGUGGACAGAAAAGUUUAUACCCCUUUCUUGUUCCCUUUCUAAUAGUUUCUAUCACUUUUUGAUUUCUGCGACGGAUUUGGAACCGGGAAGUUCGAAUUCUGUGAAGAAAAAUGCCGGUAGCGAGACCGGAGACAUCGGAUGCUAGAGUUAUCGCUCAUGUCGACAUGGAUUGCUUCUACGUUCAAGUGGAGCAACGGAGGCAACCGGAGCUACGGGGACUUCCUACUGCAGUUGUACAGUACAACGAAUGGCAAGGCGGUGGUUUGAUUGCUGUUAGCUACGAAGCUCGUAAAUGCGGCGUAAAGCGGUCGAUGAGAGGUGAUGAGGCUAAAGCUGCUUGCCCUGAGAUUCAACUCGUUCAAGUUCCCGUGGCUCGUGGUAAAGCUGACCUCAAUACAUAUCGUAGUGCCGGUUCAGAGGUGGUUUCGAUUCUAGCUCAAAGCGGUAGAUGUGAGAGGGCUUCGAUUGAUGAAGUGUAUCUUGACCUCACCGAUGCAGCAGAGAGCAUGCUCGCCGAUGCGCCUCCAGAGAGUUUGGAGUCUAUAGACGAAGAAGCUCUUAAAUCCCAUAUUCUUGGAAUGAGCAGAGAGGAUGGAGAUGAUUUUAAGGAGAGUGUUCGUGAGUGGAUAUGUCGAAAAGAUGCUGAUCGGCGUGAUAAGUUAUUGGGAUGCGGAAUGAUCAUUGUUGCAGAACUCCGGAAACAAGUGCUUAAGGAGACUGAGUUUAGUUGUUCUGCUGCGAGUAACAACACAGAACUUAACAAGCAGAUGCUAGCCAAACUCUCUAGUGGAAUGAACAAACCUGCCCAGCAAACAGUUGUGCCAUAUUCAGCUGUACAGGAGUUACUCAGUUCCUUGCCAAUAAAGAAAAUGUACGUAAGGAAACAAUUGGGAGGAAAGCUGGGCACUAGCUUGCAAACUGACUUGGGAGUUGACACAGUGGGAGACUUGUUGCAGUUUUCUGAAACAAAGCUGCAAGAACAUUACGGCGUAAAUACUGGUACUUGGUUAUGGAAUAUCUCAAGAGGGAUCAGUGGAGAAGAAGUGCAAGGCCGUCUUCUCCCCAAAAGCCAUGGUUCUGGAAAGACAUUUCCCGGACCUCGUGCUUUGAAGUCACUCUCAACUGUUCAGCAUUGGCUGAACUCGCUUUCAGAAGAACUAAGCGAGCGUCUCAGUUCUGACGUGGAGCAGAAUAAGCGGAUGGCAAGCACCCUUACCCUUCAUGCUAGCGCUUUCAGAUCAAAGGAUUCAGAUUCUCACAAGAAAUUUCCAUCAAAAUCAUGUCCACUGAGAUAUGGAGUAGCCAAGAUCCAAGAAGAUGCGUUUAACUUGUUCCAAGCCGCGUUGCGUGAGUACAUGGGAACUUUCGGGAUGAAACCUCAAGGGAAUAAGCAAGAGACUUGGAGAAUAACAGGUCUUUCUGUUUCAGCAAGUAAAAUUGUGGAUAUACCAUCUGGAACAAGCUCGAUAAUGAGAUAUUUUCAAAGUCAAUCUACUGUUCCUUCUUGUGCAGCAGAUGGUUGUGUUCAAGAACAUGUAGCGAUGACUCCCUCGGCUAGUGAAGGUUGUUCAGAACAGAGAUCAGUAGAAACCCAAGCUACAGUGCCUGAAGAAGACACCAGUGUAACUUAUACUUUACCUAAUUCCGAAAACCAAUAUAAAGACAAUGACUUAGUCUCUGAAAAGGAUGUAGUCUUUUGUCCAUCGAACAACGCAACAGAUGUACCUACACAAUCACAAUCACAAUCACAAUCAAACAAAGGGACACAGAUAAAGAAAACUGGGAGGAAGAUAAACAACUCGAAAGAACAGAAUCUGGGAAUGCCUUCAAUCGUCGACAUCUUUAAGAAUUACAACAAUGCAACUCCUCAAUCAAAGCAAGAGACUCAAGAAGAUUCCACAGUGUCCUCAUCAACCAGUAAAAGAGCCAACUUUAGUAGCAGCAGCAGCCAUUGUGGUGAAGUGAAUCAAGAUUGGGGCUAUAAGAUUGAUGAAAUCGAUCAGUCGGUUAUGGAUGAAUUACCGGUUGAGAUUCAACGAGAGCUCAGGAGUUUCAUACGACCUAAUAAGCGGUUUAAUACCGGUAAAGGUAAAAGUGAUGGUUCUGCUUCAAGCAUUGCUCACUAUUUUCAACCAUUGAACAGAUAGUUUCAGGGUCUUGUGUGUCUUGUGGUUGACUGUAAAUACUGUUUAGUCCUUGUCUUGUUAUGAGAUUUGGUCUUGUAAUUUUAUAUCUUUAGAGUUAUUAUAUUCGUUUGACCACAAAAAAAGAGUUAUUAUAUUCAAAAUAAUAAGAUUUGAUUCGUAAUAAAUUGAAAAAUUCAUGUA
Molecule: messenger RNA, 2344 nt
Organism: Thlaspi arvense
Lineage: Eukaryota; Viridiplantae; Streptophyta; Magnoliopsida; Brassicales; Brassicaceae
Source: the annotation of a GenBank genome assembly